This is a messenger RNA of Heterobilharzia americana, 1233 nucleotides long. The record is from the annotation of a GenBank genome assembly. NCBI's taxonomy places the organism in Eukaryota, Metazoa, Platyhelminthes, Trematoda, Strigeidida, Schistosomatidae.
AUUGCGUGCAAGGGACUUUUCGAUAGAAGUUUGCUACGUUGCUGUUGCGUUUGUUCCUCAAAAUGGUUGAGAUGCUGCAUCGCAGUCCUGCUAGCCGUGAACUUCUGGACAGAUUAGAUGACCAUGCAGACUGGACUAUAGGCUAUAAUAUAUGGACCCAAGUAUUCUUUAUGCGUAAUCUAUCGCUUAUCGGAAGUUUACUGUUAUUACUCGCUGAAGUACAACAAGAAACACGUAGUUUAUUAGCUGGUCUACCAUCAUCUGGUGAAAAUACUCAACGACAGUAUAUUCUACUCGGUGGACGUAUACUAAUCAUUUUAAUGUUUGUAACACUUAUCCAUUUGGGAAGUAGUCUAUUCUAUAUUAUACAGUCAAUUGGUAAUCUUAUUUUAAUACUAUUGGUGGCUAUUGGUUAUAAGACAAAAUUAUGUGCAACAGUCUUAGUGAUUUGGUUAACUGGUAUGAAUUUCUAUUAUAAUCGAUUUUGGUCAGUGAAUAAUGAUAGCCUAUUAUGGGAUUUUUUAAAAUAUGAUUUUUUUCAAACAUGGUCAGUUAUUGGAGGUUUAGGCCUUGUAGUUGCCUAUGGACCAGGUGGUGUCAGUAUAGAUGACUAUAAGAAAAAAUGGUGAUCAAUAAUCGAUAUUAUUCAUGUUGUUGUUGUUGGUGUUUUUUUUAAAGGGUUAUCUUUAUCCCUUAUAAUAUAUUAUUACCAAUCAAUAUUAUAGUCUCUAUAAGAAAACCUACACUGCAUAUUCAUAUAAAUGUCUAUUUGCCUGUCUUCUUAUCAAUGUAUACCAUCUUUAAUGUUGUUUAAGAGUAGUAGUAUAUGAAAGAAAGCAAGAAUUAUCUACAACAAUCUGACAUCUUCAUUGAUGUCAGUGCCUCCUAUCUCUUCCUAGACUAAUUCAUUUGUGUAUAGUAUAUGCGUGUUUCUCUUUCUUACUAAUAAGAGUUUCAAUCAUUGUCUCUUUUCUAAGAGAUUUUAAACACCUUUUAUCUGAUUGGUUAAUGCUUGGGAGAUGGAUUAUUAUUAUAUCAUCUUUUGUUUUUUGUUUUGUUCUCAUGUGUUAUUUGUUUUUCCCCUUUGUUCUUGCCAAAAAAAAAAAUAUUAUCAUUCAUCUAUUAUAUGUGUGAGUUAUGUUUUUUUUGUUUCACUCUCCCAAACUUAUCAUUGUACGUAAAUUGAAUCCCGUUAUAAACAGGAAAAUCGAAAUAUACAAUCAUACAUGUGUA